Molecule: messenger RNA, 1884 nt
Organism: Vitrella brassicaformis
Lineage: Eukaryota; Vitrellaceae
Source: the annotation of a GenBank genome assembly
CAUGGCUGCAUCCGAGAGUCUCCAAACUGAGCCUCGAAGGUGUUCUUCCUUUGACACACAUGCAAUGCCACGUCAUUAACCUUCCUUUCGUUCCUCUACAUAUCACUUCCAUUCGUUCAGCAUGGCUAUCCAUCCCGUCUACCACAGCGAUAUGUAGACAGCCAUGCUGAAAGUCAGUGUGGCCAGCCAGAGUGAUCGGCUCCACACACAUGCACUCCGGCCCACCAGACGCCCACCCACCAGUCAGUUAGCCGAUUGCAAUCAGCUAUUCUACUUACAGCAAGUGUGUGUGUGCGUGUGUGCUUCCUCCACACCGCUGCCGGCAGAGCAGGCCAGCUAUGUGACAUCGAUACGCCGACCUGACGCCGCACACAUUGACAAAAGGCGGGUCUCUCCGCCACGUGCUGACCAGCUGAGUGCGGCAUGUUGGUACCUAUGUGCGUGUCUCGAUGCUCAGGCCGAUAUGUUGACGUAUGUGUCGUCUGCGUUUGGUGUAGGGGGCGUCGCUGAGCAGGCUGGUGACCACCACACUCCCACCACGAAACUGCGACUCCAGCUCAUCCCUCAACGACCGAGAUGGGCUGACGGCCACCGGGCGGAGACCGGGGGUUUGGAUGACGACCUGAGGCCACAUGACGGCGGCCUUGGGCACGGCGGGGCUGCGGAUGAUGGCCACAAGCAUCCCCAAGAGCCGUCCGAAGAAGUCGUCGACAGCCACACCAGGAGGCAGGUAGCCUAGAAAUUGCACAUCACACCAGGCAGACAGGCAGGCAGGCAGGCAGGCAGGGUCUUCCACUCCCCCAGUCUCGUGUGUGUAUGUCCCCUACCGAUCACAUGGACAGUGACCUCCUUGAUGGUCGGCAGGUCGUGGGUCGCCCACUCUUGCAACAGAUGCCGGCUGUGCUCGACGAUUCUCGACACCGACGUAGUAAUCGUCACUGAUUCGAACACCGUCUCCCCCUCACCGCCCCCCUCGCCCCCGCCCAGCUGGCCCUGCAACGCCUCGAGGAAUGAGACGGCCACACUGAAUGGCGCAUCAUCAAGAGCACGGAAGCGGAAAUGGCGGCAUUUGGGCAUCUGCUUGGCGACGGCCUGGGCGAGGCAGUCGAGGGUGUCCUGGGAGAGGGGAGCCCUGGCGUCAAUUUGGCUGGGGUCGCAUGCGAAUGUGCGGACGCGGGGGAAGAUGUUGGGGUCUGCAACUCCGUUGGUUGACGUCAGCUGUCCACCAUUGUACCACACCACGUCAGCUAUGGCGGCGAGCUUGCGCACGAUGUCUUGAACCUGAUGACAGACAGACAGCCACGACCACGCCAUGACCCGGUGCUGCGCUCUGUCGGUGGUCACCAGACGCACCUGCCGCGACUUGUCGACCAUCCACCCGAUCAGCGCUAGGUCCAUGUGACACUCGCCGCAGGGCUUGGUGACCGUCAGCUGCUCGAGGGCCUGUGGCUGCAUCACCGCCUCCACCAGUGACCCCACCUCAAGCAGCACCUCCUUGGUGAGACUGUCUGCACGAUCAAUGUAUGGAGCCCAAAAGUGCAGGUCGCGAAGGUGUUUGCGGCAGCCCCGACUGACGAGGGUCUCACGCAGCGCUGCCACCGUCCCGCUGCUAGCUCCUCGCAAAUCAAUGUGGCCGAUGGACUGGAGGCUGGGCAGGGAAGGGGCCUUGGACAACAGGCCUUGCUUGUCGCUCACGGAAGUGGUGUCCUCGUCGAGCUUCUCUAGGCGGCCGCAGGUCUCCACCCAUCUGGACGUCCCCUCCAGUCUGUGCAGGUCUAGGUGCAGGUCUCCAUCCCUGUAAAUCCACCCGAACGUCAGCACCCGCAGAUGCGGCGUGUGCCACACCCGCCCGCCGGUGCGGACGGCCGCAUACCGCCACGGCAU